Messenger RNA from Protopterus annectens (West African lungfish), 2014 nucleotides. RefSeq names its product T cell immunoreceptor with Ig and ITIM domains (gene TIGIT). Gene Ontology annotation, biological process: positive regulation of interleukin-10 production; negative regulation of interleukin-12 production; negative regulation of T cell activation. Gene Ontology annotation, cellular component: cell surface. Gene Ontology annotation, molecular function: signaling receptor binding. NCBI's taxonomy places the organism in Eukaryota, Metazoa, Chordata, Ceratodontiformes, Protopteridae. The transcript has 5 exons. The record is from RefSeq and is a predicted model, not a curated record. The coding region runs from base 1 to 876 and encodes 291 amino acids.
AUGAUUUCAUCUGUUCCGUCUGUGCGACUGUUGGCUUACGUCUUUAGCUUCCGCCUCCUCCACCCCGCGCGCGGAAUUUCAAAUCCAAAAGAAGUUGGGACGAGCGUACAAGUGAGAGCUUUUACCAAAGAUCGAUGUGCUCUUUCAAUCCCAUAUGAAAAAGCUUCUGGGAGUUCCAAAAUUUCAGGUAUGCAUGAAGAGAGGAUUUUCAUCAUAUCAGUUCAUUCUAUGUCUGCUGCUUCUUCUGGAGAUGUUAUAACUUCUGGUACAGUUUCAGCAAAGCUAGGAAGCCAAAUUACAUUACAAUGUUACCCAUCCAAGAAAGAUACAAAGGUGGUGCAGGUGCAGUGGACUUUAUGUAAUCAGACUAAAAUUGGCAUCUAUAAUGAAUUAAAUGGACAGCACAUUGAAGAAAGUUUUAAUGAGCGAUUCUGUUUACCAGAUGAACAAAGUCUUCAGAUCCAUGUUGUACAGAAAAAUGACUAUAGAACAUACUGCUGUAUCAUCAGCACCUUUCCUCAUGGGACAUUGCGAGGGAACACAUCACUGAUGCUCGACAAUAAUGAUAAAGGGCCUGAGGUUUCCCUUGUGAAGAUCACUGUAGCCGUGUGUGGAGUGCUGGUGCUGAUGGGAGCUUUCAUAGGUGUACUGCUGUACAUAAGGAAGCAAAGGCGGGAGAGCAUGCCAGAUAAUAUUUCCAAUGUGACAAGAACACAAAGAAACCUGCAGGGAACCAGCCUUCUAGUACCAAGCCAAAGCCAAACAAACAGACUUGUGACAGGUGUACAGAAUCCAUCUCAAUCACAAGACAAUGAAGAGGACCAACAUCAUGAAUAUUUCAAUGUCAUGUCCUACAAGGACUGCCACUUAGCUUAAUACAUGCGUGUGUGUGUGUGUACGUGCGUGUGUCUGUGUCUGUGUGUGUGUGUGUAUGGCAUAAGCAAGGUGAGUAAAACAGAGACACUUUGGAAGCACUGUAACAUACUACAUGCAGGGUACAAGCAUGAAACAAGACCUGAGUCUUUCAGAAGGUGUUACGGGGAUUAUACAUGUCUUGCAGUCUACCUGAAAUGCAAUUAUUACUUUGUGUUUCAAUUAGCUAGGUUAAGAAGCAGCAAGACACCAGCAUUGCAAAGACUACUUGCUGAGCAUUCCAAAAAGAGGAGGGGAAAAUACAGGAAGAAACUGGCAGAAGAUAGUCAAAAAUCAGUAGCCCCAAGUGCCGGCAUAAAUGAUUUUGCAACACCUUUAAGACUUUUUAAGUGUUGUAUUCUUUUGGAAAAUUACAGGAAAUAGGCAUCAAGGAAGGUCAGUAAAGGGUUAACAUAGUAUAAAAGGCAUCCAAUUGUUAAAUUAUAAAACAAACAGUGGUAAACAAGGCAUCUUCAAUGUAUUUGUUUAUAACCUGGAAAGAGAGCAAGUGCUUCUCAAGCUUUUUUGAGGCAUGACCCAGGCCACAAGGCUGAGGUGAAGUAAAACAUGUAUAUGGACAUUUUCCAGGAACAAGUCAACAAGCGCAUCCUUUUGGAGGAACCUGUAAUAUUCACAUAAAACUCACAAAGACCUUAGGAAUAAUAUACAACACUCUACACAGACAGUGACCAGAGGUCAAGAUCAAAGUCCAGACCUGGGGACUGGGAGAUAGCUAAACCACCAUGUUGCACUUUUGCUAAAGUUCAGGCUGCUACAGUACCAUGAAUCUGACUGAUUGAUUUCUCAGGAUGAUUAAGUGAAUGCCUCAAUCUUGUGGCAGAAGGUUCCAGUAUCAUACACCAUCAGAAAUAAACAAGCUAACUGUGCCAUUAUGUAAAUAAUAUUUCUUUUACAGUCACAGAAUGUCAGAUUUGGCAGUCUGCGUUUGGUUCCAGGAAUGUGAAUACACAUUACCAGUGUUUUUUUAGCCUUGUCAAUAUAAACUCUGCACUACUCACUGGUCAGUCCUAUGACCAUGUGUCCUCUCAGUUUGGUAAACAAGUUUUACUCUGACAUCACAAGUGCUUAAGAUUGUUAUGAA